Messenger RNA from Zootoca vivipara (common lizard), 901 nucleotides. The record is from RefSeq and is a predicted model, not a curated record. Lineage: Eukaryota; Metazoa; Chordata; Lepidosauria; Squamata; Lacertidae.
UUUCUCAGCCGAGCCCAGCCAUGCCCGAGCCCGUGGCACGCCCAGCCCCAGCCAGCCACGAGGGGACGCGGGCUUGAGCGUAGCAGCGCCCGAAGGAAAGGAGACACCCUAACCAAGCCUGCCAGCCUCGCGCGCCGCCCUCGCCCUGCGAUCGCCGCCUUCGUCGUCGGAGCGGCCCCCCUGCAGCCCAGUCUCGUCUCGCCCCGCCAGACGCCCGAGAGCCGCCGUCGCACUCGCGCCGCCUGCCCGCAGCCAUGGAAACGGGGCUGAUCUUUCUCUGCUCUCUGCUGGUUCCAGUGAUGCUGGUGGAUGUGACUAAUCAAGAGAAGGAAAAAGACCCCUUUAACUAUGACUACCAGACCCUUCGGAUCGGUGGCUUGGUUUUCGCUGUGGUCUUCUUCACUGUGGGGAUCCUCCUUAUACUGAGCAGAAGAUGUAGGUGCAGUUUCAACCAAAAGCCAAGGGCUCCUGGAGAUGAGGAGGCACAGGGGGAGAAUUUGAUUGCCUCAAAUGAAAGGCUCCCCGAGACCGCGAUUGACAAAUUCUCUUACGACUAUGAAACCAUUCGCAAUGGGGGCCUGAUCUUUGCGGUUGUGGCCUUUUUAAUUGGACUUGCCAUCAUCCUCAGUCGGCGUUUCCGCUGUGGGGGAAAGAGGAAGCGAAGGCAAGGAGAUGAUGAAGAUGAUGCAGUCUGAAUUCUGCACUCCUCUGACCAGCCGAUGAGGUCCCUGCUGGAGCCAAAGGGAUAGGCCCAUCACAGCAGCCAAAUCUUUUGCACUCGACAAAUGAACAGAGCAGCUUUCUGAAUUUGGAGCUGCACCCAGUCUGCCUGGAGUUCUCUUUCUGUAAAACAGAUUGCUUGCUUCUAUGCUUUAUUUAAUAAAAUGUCCACUAGGCAAGA